GUGUAUAAAAUAGUUGCACAUUACUAGAAGAAAAUAUGCUCUAACAAUGGACACCAUUUCUUCCUCUUUUACUCUCAAAUCAUCCCAAUCAAGUAACAAUCCCCAUAAUACUCUCUUUUCAACAUUUUCUCCACUAAAGAAGCUAAUACCACACACUAAAAAACUCCCCCUCAAGUACCACUUCAUCACAUCUUCACAAAAGAGACCACCACUACUUGCAACUUUUUUCAAGUCGAUGGAUGAUUUUGUAUGCACCUUCCUCGACCCACCGCUCCGCCCUUCCAUCGAUCCGAAACACGUACUUUCUGGCAACUUCGCCCCCGUGGACGAGCUACCCCCCACCGCAUGCGCUGUGGUGGAGGGCUCCCUCCCGCCUUGCCUCCUCGGCGGGGCUUACAUCCGCAACGGCCCAAAUCCCCGUUUCGCCCCCUGUGGACCCCACCAUCUAUUCGAUGGAGACGGGAUGCUCCACGUCAUCACAUUCACGUCCCCGGACGAGCCCACAUUUUGUAGCCGCUACGUCAAGACUUACAAAUACACAGUGGAGCAAAAAACGGGGCACCCUAUCUUCCCGAGUGUCUUCUCCUCCUUCAACGGCCUUGCAGCCUCCAUUUUACGCGGUUUACUAACCGUUGCACGAGUAGUCACUCGGCAGUUUGAUCCUGUGGCUAACGGCUUUGGCCUGGCCAGCAUAAACGUGGCUCUCAUCGGAGGGCAUCUCUUUGCUUUAGGAGAGUCUGAUCUUCCCUACGCGAUGAAAGUGACACCGAACGGCGAUGUAAUCACCCUCGGCCGCCACGAUUUCUUCUCCGACGAGCCGUUCUCGAUUAUGACAGCUCAUCCGAAGAUGGACCCACAAACAGGGGAAGCCUUCUCUUUCAGAUACCACGUGAUUCCUCCUUUCUUGACCCUUUUCAUAAUCGACCCAAACGGGAAAAAACAACGCGAUGUGCCCAUCUUCUCCAUGAGGAGCACAUCAUUGACUCAUGAUUUGGCCGUCACAAGAAACUAUGUUGUAAUACCCGAUAUUCAACUCGUGAUGGACUUUAUGGAGAUCGCAAAAGGAAGGCCACCGGCGAGAGUUGACUUGGAUAAGGUGCCGAGAAUCGGAGUUAUCCCGAAAUACGCGGAGGAUGAAAGUGAACUUGUGUGGAUUGAGGCACAUGGAUUGAACGUUAUUCACUUUUCGAAUGCUUGGGAAGAAGACGGUGGUGAGACGAUUGUGAUGGUGGCACCUAACCCGACAUUCGUCGAGCAUGCACUUGACAGGCUCGAUUUGGCCCGCCCGAUAAUUGAGAAGAUUGUGAUUAAUGUCAAGGCCAAGACCUUGGUUAGACAUCCCUUGUCCAAUCAAGUUCUAGACAUGGGGAUCAUCAAUCCAACUUAUGCAGGGAAAAAGAACAGAUAUGUAUAUGCGGGAAUAGUAGCUCAACCAAUGAUGUUGGUCGGAGUGGUGAAGAUAGACCUGUCAGCGGAAGAUUCCGUCAGUGGCGGCGGGACGGUGGCUAGCCGCCUAUACAGGCCGGGCUGCAGCGGUAGCGAGCUAUCCUUUGUGCCGAGGGAACCGGGUAAUCCAGCUGCAGAGGAAGACGAUGGUUAUUUAGUUACGUACGUGCAUGAUGAGAAUACUCAAGAAUCCCAUUUCAUAGUAAUGGACGCUAAAUCGCCAACUCUCGAAACUGUUGCUGCUGUGAAGUUACCUGGUAGAGUGCCCACGGGCUUCCAUGGCCUCUUUAUAAAGGAAAGUGAUCUCAACAAACUAUGA
Messenger RNA from Erythranthe guttata (spotted monkey flower), 1765 nucleotides. Its product is annotated as putative carotenoid cleavage dioxygenase 4, chloroplastic. The record is from RefSeq and is a predicted model, not a curated record. Lineage: Eukaryota; Viridiplantae; Streptophyta; Magnoliopsida; Lamiales; Phrymaceae. Gene Ontology annotation, molecular function: carotenoid dioxygenase activity. Gene Ontology annotation, cellular component: chloroplast stroma. Gene Ontology annotation, biological process: carotene catabolic process.